CAAGUAUUGGGUAUUGAAAUUUGAAAUAUUGCAGCUGAAAACUUGACACAACACUGUUUAAUUAAUAAUUACUAAUUCGUCGUGGUUAACAACUUUAAGCGUAAAUAUGGCUCACAUUUCUUUAAGUGAAGCGGAGAAAACUUUUAUAUUACACGGCGUGGAGGAAGAUUUUCGGUGCGAUGGACGCUCGCGACGUGAUUAUCGGCCCAUGGAACUGGAAACUGAUUUGGUGAGCAAUGCCAGCGGUUCAGCCAGGUUGCGUCUAGCAAAUACCGAUGUGUUGGUUGGUAUUAAGACGGAAAUUGAUAAGCCAAAUUACUUAACUCCGGACCAGGGAAAAAUUGAGUUUUUUGUUGAUUGUUCAGCAAAUGCGGCUCCGGAGUUUGAAGGACGCGGAGGGGAGGAAUUAGCUUUAGAAUUGACAGAUACUUUAACAAAUGCGUACGAGUCCCCAAAGGCUUUCGAUUUGAAAUUUCUUUGUAUUCUACCUGGCCAACAAUGCUGGAAGCUUUUUGUAGACAUUUUGAUCUUAGAGUGCGGGGGGAAUUUAUUUGAUGCAGUGUCCUUGGCGGCAAAGGCAGCUUUGUUUAACACGAAGAUACCACGUGUCACGGCAGCGCUUAUGGAUGCCGGUGAAGCUGACUUAAUAAUAUCAGAUGAUCCUUAUGAUUGUACUCGAAUUCAAAUUGAAAAUUUGCCUAUUUUGGUGACAGUGUGCAAAAUUGGAGAUUCCUGUGUAGUAGACCCUUCGGCAGAAGAGGAAGAAUGCAGUAUUGCCAGUGUUGUAGUCGGUGUUUCAAAAAGAAAUGGCAAAAGUUAUUUGUCGAAUGUCCAUACAAUAGGGGAAGGAUCAUUACAUAAGGACACCAUGCAUAAUUGCGUACUUCUGGGUUUAUCUGCGGCUGAUGACUUGAACAACGAAUUGGUGAAAGCAUUAAAUGUUGAAGAGCAGCGGGUGGGAUCCAAACGUCGUAAUACUAUAGGAUUUCUCAAAUAAAAAAUUAAACUAAUUUUUACUAACUCCUUUAUUUAGAUCAGUAAUAAAACCAGUUCUUAUACGAGUAUAAGCACUAAAAGAUAUUUCGUAUUAA
Molecule: messenger RNA, 1091 nt
Organism: Anastrepha ludens (Mexican fruit fly)
Lineage: Eukaryota; Metazoa; Arthropoda; Insecta; Diptera; Tephritidae
Gene: Rrp42
Product: exosome complex component RRP42
Exons: 5
Coding region: 107-997 (296 amino acids)
Biological process (GO): U5 snRNA 3'-end processing; nuclear polyadenylation-dependent rRNA catabolic process; U4 snRNA 3'-end processing
Cellular component (GO): cytoplasmic exosome (RNase complex); nuclear exosome (RNase complex)
Source: RefSeq, a predicted model, not a curated record